GUUUACCUUUCCUACAUGACAAUCCAACAUUAUCUUGUUUUAAUAGUGCAAAUAUAUAUAUACAAAAGGCUAUUUAACAUGUUUGUGAAAUCUGCCAAUGAGCUAAAACAAAUAGUUUUGGAAUGGGAUCACUGUCAACUGUGCAAUUUCAGAGAUGGGGAAAAAAUGUUAGAACAUGUGAUGCAGAAGCACAUGAAAAAAGCUGUUUCUUGCUUAUACAAGGAAGACACAGGCUAUGCACUCCAGUGCCAUUUGUUCAGUUGCAAAGGGGAAAAGUUAACGAAACAAGGUCAUUUUCAUUGUCCAACAUGCGAAAAGUCUUUUGUUCGCGGAUACACCUUGAAACGACAUCAGGAGCAUCAUCAUUCAAGGCACAAGGAAACUAACAAAACACUGAAAUCUGGUAUUGCGAGAAUAUCUCUUCCCAAGAGCCACAAUUGCAAAGUGUGUGGUGAAUGUUUUCAAAAAGCUGAACAACUAAAGUUGCAUUCAUCAUUGCUACAUUCGUUUGAAAAAUCACUGCCAUCCGUUUGUAUUGACCGUUCACGCGGUAUAUUUAUGGUGGCACUAAGAAAAUCUGGUUUGGUAGCACCAAUUCAUGUCCAGAGCCAUAAGGUUUUGCAAGUCCAAAUCUGUGGUAAUGAGGUGUGCAACAAAGUAAUGAUGUCUGGUAAAUUGGACAAUCCCGCAAUCGAAUGUAUUCAUUUAAAAUCUGUUGGAUCAGCACAAAUGGCUGAAGUGAGACACCUUACUGUUGAGUCUUUACAAAAACUUUUGGACAUGAAACUUAUUAAGAAGGAUAAUUAUGACAAGUACAUUGGAAUGUAUGAGGAUAGUCUUAUAGAAAAGUAUCCCCUAGUUGUUCAAGCUGAUUUUUCAAACUUUGGUUGUAGCACAAGGAUGUUUUAUUAUUCCGUUUAUACUGGUAAAAAGGAUUACUACUGUCAAUUCAAAAGAGUCCGAGUAAAAUUUGACUCUGAAGUGGGAUAUUGGUCUUGUGAGUGUCCGUAUUCUGGAGAAAAUAAAACUUGCACUCAUGAAAUUGUUGCUAAGUGGCAUUGUACACAAACCAAUGGGGCGAUAUUAAAAAAUGAGAAAAGGAAAUUCUUCUUAUCAAAAGAUGAUAGAGAUUUGAUGGACUAUUUCAUAACCUGUAAAAAAAUACCUGCCCCAGAAAACUUGCCACCGAACUUGCUUAAAGACUCCGUACCUACCGACCGAUUAAUUCCAAAUGAAGAAUGGUGCCCACGGUGUCAAUCAGCUAUACACACACAAAGUGUUAAAAAGGCAACCGUUUACGGAUUAGGAAAGUUUUGGAGAAAUAUUUCAGUUGAAACUAAAGUUUGCACUGAAUGCACCUUUCCAAUAAGAUUUCAGGAUUAUUCUUCAGGAAUUCACAACUUCAACAACAAUGUAUUGUUGUCAUUAAACUUAUGCAGCUACUUGCUUCGUUCCAUUCAAAAUCAUGUUGGAGUUGAGACUGCAAUCAAAAUGAUCUACCCAAGUGAACAAGUACUAUCCAUUCCAGUCAACAUAAUAAGAAAUGCAUUUUAUCAUUUCUGUGCUUUGUCGGAUUUGGAAUAUAACUUCAAAUGCACCUUGUGUGGACCAAAUCCCAAAAUAAUUAUUGGUGAUGGCAACUGGAAAAAUACAUGCCAGAUUGCAAGUACAGUCAUUACAAUUUUUAAAUUCUGUUUGUUUACCUAAAGUGUCCCUUAUGUUUAAGUGGAAAAUUUGCAAGUACCCGAAGAUGUCCAUGAAACACUAGAUGUUCAGAAUCAGUGGAUGUCUUAUUGUAAAGAAAUUAU
Molecule: messenger RNA, 1808 nt
Organism: Ciona intestinalis (vase tunicate)
Lineage: Eukaryota; Metazoa; Chordata; Ascidiacea; Phlebobranchia; Cionidae
Source: RefSeq, a predicted model, not a curated record